Molecule: messenger RNA, 861 nt
Organism: Acanthosepion pharaonis
Lineage: Eukaryota; Metazoa; Mollusca; Cephalopoda; Sepiida; Sepiidae
Source: the annotation of a GenBank genome assembly
AUGCGAGAUAUUUUGCCAUUCUCUCUUACGUUAAUUUCUUCUUCUUUUUUUAAGCUUUCUUGUAUAUUCUGCCACCCAUUUUUUUCUUCUUUCUCUUCUUUUUUUUUGUCUCUUCCUUUUUUCUUCUUUCUCUUCCUUUUUUUCCUUUUCUUUUCCAAGUUCCUCCUAUGCAAUAUUUUGUUUUCUUUCCCGCCAUUAAUUGUUUUGUCUUCUACAUUUUCGUCUAUGCUUUUGAAAUUCUUUUCAACUUUUCUGUCAUCCACUUGUUCGCUUAAUUUUUUCGCUUCUUAUUUCCCCUCUGUUCCUCUACAUCCUUUUUUUUCGUCAUCGUCUUUUUCGUCUAUGCUUUUUGUCAUUCGUUUUCUAUUUUUUCCUUUCUUUUUUUCUCUUUUUUUUUUAUUUCUCUUCUUCCUUAUUCCUUUUUUUCUAUCUUUUUACUUUUCCUUUCUCGUAUAUUCUGCCACCCACUUUUUUCUUCUUUCUCUUCCUUUUUACUUCUGUCUCUUCCUUUUUUUCCCUUUUCUUUUCCACGUUCGUUUUUUGCAGUAUUUUGUUUUCUUUUUUUUCCUGCCAUUAAUUGUUUUGUCUUCUACAUUUUCGUCUAUGCUUUUGAAAUUCUCUUCAACUUUUCUGUCAUCCUCUUCUUCGCUUAAUUUUUUCGCUUCUUAUUUUUUUAUUCCCCACCUUUUUUUGUUUAUGGUUUUUGUCAUUUUUUUCUCUUUUUUUUUCUUUCUUUUUUCUUGUGAUGAUAUUUCUGUUGGUGGAGGGACUUUUCCUUCUUCUUUUUAUUUCUUUUUCUCUUUAUUCUUUUUUUCUUCUUUCUCUCAUUUUAUUUUUUGUCUUUUCAUUCUCUUUCAGUGA